GUGAUGCAGCGGCGAUCACUGCAUUUCUAUCGCCUCAGGGGUGGCAGUUAUUUGUUGACAUGGAAGUAAAGUGCAUUCUGGGACUUGUGGUCCUGCUGGCUGUGUCAGCUUGGGCUGAGGAGGAGCCUCUGCCAGCUUCAGUGCGGAUUGAGAGAGUCAACAGGGAUAUCGUCCGUUCUCCUCUCGAGCCCUACGUAGAGGACGACAUCGCCUACGACUUUCAGGAUCAGAGAAACGCUGACCCCUGCACGUCCUCUAACUGCAAGUGGCCCAAGUCCUCCGACGGGAAGGUCUACGUCCCCUACAUCCUCUCCAGCGCAUUUUGUACAUUUGGUCUCACAGGAUCAUGUUGGUCCGUCAUCGAGCGCGGCCUGCAGUCCUUCCACAGUGUCUCUUGCAUCCGCUUUGUGAGACGAACCAACCAGAGAGACUACCUGAACAUCCAGUCCCUUAACGGGUGCUACUCCUACAUUGGUCGCCGUGGCAACGGGCAGGCCUUGUCCCUGCAGCGCUCGGGCUGUGUUUACCACGACACCGUCCAGCACGAGGUGCUCCACGCUCUGGGCUUCCACCACGAGCAGAAACGCUCUGACCGCGACCAGUACAUCCGUGUGCUGCUGGAGAACGUCACCUCUGGAAUGGAGCACAACUUUGACAAAGUCAACACUCUGAACCAGGGAACCUCCUACGACUACGGCUCCGUCAUGCACUACUCCAAGUAUGCUUUCUCGAAGAACAACCAGCCCACCAUGGUGGCCAUCCCCAACUCCAGUGUCCAGUUUGGUACGGCCACCGAGAUGAGCCAGAAGGACAUCCUGAGGCUGAACAAGCUGUACCAGUGCUGAACAGGUGUCAAUGAGACGCCGCAGCACUUCAGAAAGAGAGUCCUCAUCAUCUUCUCUGUGUCAACAAUAAAUUCAAAAUGAUUUAAUGAGCAUCAAUAAAAGUGGCAUAAAGCUCA
This is a messenger RNA of Scatophagus argus, 961 nucleotides long. RefSeq names its product hatching enzyme 1.2-like. Lineage: Eukaryota; Metazoa; Chordata; Actinopteri; Scatophagidae. The record is from RefSeq and is a predicted model, not a curated record. The coding region runs from base 60 to 845 and encodes 261 amino acids. Gene Ontology annotation, molecular function: zinc ion binding; metalloendopeptidase activity. The transcript is spliced from 9 exons. Gene Ontology annotation, biological process: proteolysis.